Cyphellophora attinorum is the source of this 486-nucleotide messenger RNA. RefSeq lists its product as uncharacterized. The record is from RefSeq and is a predicted model, not a curated record. NCBI's taxonomy places the organism in Eukaryota, Fungi, Ascomycota, Eurotiomycetes, Chaetothyriales, Cyphellophoraceae. The transcript is spliced from 2 exons. Bases 1 to 486 code for a protein of 161 amino acids.
AUGAAGGCUCCCACACUCCUCCCACCAGCCUUCUUCACAGCUUCCAUCCUCUUCACACCCGCCACGGCUCUCGCUGUAGCCGACACUCAACCGCCGGCAUGCCUCCUCGCCGCUGUCAACGAACAGCCUAGCCCCGCCAACAUGGUCGCAAUCUGCGGCACCGAUGCUCCCAAAGUCCAGGAUGCCAUUCAGUCGCUAUGUGAGGGUAGUGACAAGCAGAGCGCGGCGCAAGGGGCGUUUACUGCGCCGAGGUAUGUUCCGAGUAGCACGACAACAGUCGGUACUGGUACUGCGAGCAGUGCUGGUAGUGUCACGGCUGCGCCGACGAGUGGGACUUCUACUUCAGCCUCCAUGGGUCCGACGGCCUCAACUUCGACUUCUGGAUCUCGAUCUCCGAUCAUUCCACCUGCGAUGAGUGACACGAAGGUGUUAGGUACCGCGGUUGUGGUCGUCCUCGGGGUGUUGUGGGGCGCUAUCGUGCUCUGA